ACGAGCUCAGAAUUCGUUGGUCCAUACAGUAUACCCGGUCAAGUUUCAAACGGUCUUUAAUCGGUUGGUUUACGCAUUCAUUUUAUGCACUGGUGUACAUGUAAUUUUCCAAUUUUUAUAGAAAUCCAUCCAUAAUAUCCCAGAAUGACAGAGCACAAUUUUCCACCGUUGAAAAAUGAUCGUCUGCUUCGAGCAGCCCGAGGAGAACCUGUGGACAAAGUUCCUGUUUGGAUUAUGCGACAAGCAGGAAGAUAUUUACCAGAAUUUAGAGAGACCCGGUCAAAAUCUGAUUUUUUUACCAUUUGCCGAACUCCUGCUCUUGCAUGUGAAGUUACACUGCAACCGAUCAGACGAUUCGAUUAUGAUGCUAGUAUCAUAUUCUCAGACAUCCUCGUCAUACCUCAGGCAAUGGGGAUGGAAGUAGAAAUGAGACCUGGGGUGGGUCCAGUGUUACCGGAACCUCUUAUAGACCCAUCUCAUUUAUCCAGAUUAGUGAGGCCGGAUGUUGACAAGGCCUUGAGUUAUGUUGGCGAUGCGAUUACUUUGACACGACAAAGUUUACAGGGCAAAGUGCCGCUAAUAGGUUUCACAGGUGCACCUUGGACUUUGAUGGGCUACAUGGUGCAAGGUGGCGGCAGUUCAACAAUGCCCCUACCCCGACUUUGGCUUUAUCGAUACCCAAAAGCAUCGCAUCAGUUAUUGCAGCUUAUAACUGAUAUCGUAAUUGAUUAUCUGGUUCUGCAAGUAAAAGCUGGUGCUCAGCUUCUUCAAGUAUUUGAGAGCUCUGGAGAUUUCUUAAAUGACGAACUCUUCCAAAAUUUCUCCCUGAAAUAUUUGAAGUUGAUCAGAGAGGGUGUACAGAACAAACUUGUUGAGCAAAACAUUCCAUUAGUUCCAAUGACUGCAUUUCCCAAAGGGGCAACCCUGAAUUCAUUAGAAAUGCUUGCAAAGGAAGGUGGUUACGACGUCAUUGGACUCGAUUGGACCAUAGAUCCUAGUGAAGCACGGGCUCGCUUAGGACCAAAUGUUACACUGCAAGGAAAUAUGGACCCUUGUGCUUUAUAUGCUUCGGAGGCUGAAGUGUUUGAGCGCGCUGCAGAACUGGUCAGGAAGUUUGGAAAACAUCGAUAUAUUGCAAAUUUAGGGCACGGUAUAUUACCUGAUGGGCCAAUUACAUCUGUGGAAGCAUUUAUUGCCGGAGUCCACUCUGUAUGAUGCGCAUCUUUCAUCAUUAUUGACGGUCGCCGUGGGCCACCAGAAUGGUAGGUAGUAUGACUGUACCAGAAUGUAUGUGAGUGAGCAACUUUAUUACGGUCAAUGAGCUGAAGCGUUAACAAGUUAAUGAAAAUAGUAAAAAAAUAACCUGAAAUAAUGGAAAAUUUUAUUGCAAAAAAGCGUUAUCAGGGGACCUCCUAGAUCGUAAAUCAUUUUUGUAAAGUGGACCGUACUAUACAAACUUGACAGUAAGUACAAUCCUGGGACAAGUAGGCCAGUCCUGCUACAUACCUUAUCAAUACAGCUUGUUGACUGUCACUUUUACAAAAGCAUAUUAAUUACGAAUUAUAUUAAAAUUUCAGAAAUUGUUUUUUUUUUCACAUUCUAUCAUUGUUAAAAAUAAAAUUGCUCAGACAAUUGAAUGAUCCAA
Athalia rosae (coleseed sawfly) is the source of this 1645-nucleotide messenger RNA. It is a transcript of the gene Urod, whose product is annotated as uroporphyrinogen decarboxylase. NCBI's taxonomy places the organism in Eukaryota, Metazoa, Arthropoda, Insecta, Hymenoptera, Athaliidae. Gene Ontology annotation, molecular function: uroporphyrinogen decarboxylase activity. The transcript is spliced from 6 exons. Gene Ontology annotation, cellular component: cytosol. Bases 145 to 1215 code for a protein of 356 amino acids. The record is from RefSeq and is a predicted model, not a curated record. Gene Ontology annotation, biological process: heme biosynthetic process.